Drosophila rhopaloa is the source of this 1090-nucleotide messenger RNA. RefSeq lists its product as uncharacterized. Lineage: Eukaryota; Metazoa; Arthropoda; Insecta; Diptera; Drosophilidae. The record is from RefSeq and is a predicted model, not a curated record. Bases 128 to 847 code for a protein of 239 amino acids. The transcript is spliced from 2 exons.
ACUUUUUUGGUGUAACUUGGCCCACGCUGAUUGGUCACACUGAAGCAAAAGAAAACAAGUCGCAGAAUCGCCAUACCAUUGCAAUUUACUCACAAUCCUUUGCAUCCCUGAUGCCCACAGACUGGCGAUGAAGCCCCAGACUAAACGAAAGUCCUUCCCCUUCAAUGCGCCACCGCCGGGCGGCGUAAUGGAGUUCGGAUUCGGGAGUUGCAGCAGCAACUUCAAUGCGGAGAACGACCUGGCAAAGUGGCAGCACAAACGGAAAUCGGAGCAGCAAGCGACGGCAGUGCUACCACCCAAAAUGCUGAUCACCGAGGAAAGGAUUACUCAGCACUUCAGCGGACUGUCGCUGGACCCGAAGAUCAAUGUGGCUUCCUCCGCCGUCGGCAGCAACAACAACAGCGUGGCCAGCGUUACGGGCGGCCUGGCCACGGAUGACAUACCGUCCACCAGCACCGGGAAGACCCAUCAUCCCAAUCCCGCCUACCAAAUGGCGGCCAUGGAACUGGAGCAGAAGCUGCGCAACGCCAAUCGCAUUGUGAUCUGCGAUGGCCUUAAGCAGGGAUCUGGUCCCGGGUCGGCACCACCCGUAAUCCCACCCGAGUGGCUGAUGAAGUCCAUACCACGUCCCUGCACCGCCUUGGUGCCCUGGCAACCAUCACCCCUACAGAUCCCAAUGCCGGGUCCUAAGAUUGUUGCUCCCCACUCGGUCGCACCCAUGGUUGGAGCUCCGGCCGUCCCGGAACUGGACGACUACGACGACGAUCUGGAGUUCUUUGAGAACAACAACACGUGCAGUGUGAACCUUAACAAGUCUGAGCAAGAGCACAUGGACGAGGACCUGUAGCCCAUGGCCAUAUAUCCCUAAAGCAUAAGCAGUAACGUGUAGAUUUGUAUGUCCGUAUCCGUAAGAACACACUUCGUAAGAACAUACUCCUUAUUUUGUAUUACUAUUGAAAAUAGAUAGAUGUAUGUGAUCAAAUCCGAAUGGCCGAAUGGAUUGUUCGUUAAUUUAAGCAAGUGGGCCAGUAGAAUCUGGCAACGGCAGACGUGAAUUGAAAUCGGGCACUAAUGAAAAACUAAUUUGAUA